AUGAUACACAACGACAAGGAGUCACUUCAACCUUUCCUGGAUGAAGAGAACGACGCGCAAGAUGGCUCCUUCGAGCUUCCGGAACUCAAUACCAACAGCCAGAUAUCGGCAGGCGGUGGCAGAAAUUCGUCGCCAUACGAUUCAGCAGACGAAGAGGAGCUAUCAGGGGGGAGACGCACCGUCGAAAAGUCCCAAUUGAUCUCACGAAGGUCAUGCACCCGCGCUAUUCUCUUCAUGCUCGGCGCCCAGGUCUUCAGCGCUAGCAUGAACGUGAGCAUCAGGCUGCUGGAGAACACCGAGACGCAUCUGCACCCACUCCAGAUCCUGUUUGUCCGCAUGAGCAUCACCACGGUCAUUCUGUCCCUGCUCUCUCUAUCGGGCGUCGUCCUGAUCGCGGCGCCAGACGCCAUCCUCCCUUGGUCGUCAUCUUCCAAACCUGUACCCACGCCACCAGGGCUUACCACAGACGAAGCUACCGCCACAGUAAUAAAACGCUUGCAAGCCCUGGCCGUCGGGCUCCUCGGCGUCUGCGGUUCCGCUGCCGCAUUCCUGAGCAUGUCGGCCCUGGGAAAGGCUGAGAACCCACUGACGGUCGUGAAUUAUUUCGCUGCUCUGUGCACGGCCGCCAGUCUGGCCGGGCUGUUCGUGCUGCCAGGCCUGGGUGGCUUCCGCGUGCCGGGCGACUGGUGGGAGUGGGUGCUGUUGUGCUUCAGCGGAGUCAGCGGGUUCCUCAUGCAAUUUCUCAUCACCCUGUCCCUACAGGCCGAGAAGUCCCUCGUUGCGGUGAACAUGGUCUACACACAGAUCGUCUUUUCCCUGGUCCUCGAUGGCGUCGUGUUCCACAUCAUCCCGCACGCCGUGUCGCUGUUCGGAUGUACCCUGAUCGUGGGGUCCGCGGUGCUUCUGGCAUGGCACAAGACGAGGGCCCAGAGGAAGGCCGGGAACAUUGAAGAUGGCCCCUGA
Molecule: messenger RNA, 963 nt
Organism: Diaporthe amygdali
Lineage: Eukaryota; Fungi; Ascomycota; Sordariomycetes; Diaporthales; Diaporthaceae
Exons: 4
Coding region: 1-963 (320 amino acids)
Source: RefSeq, a predicted model, not a curated record